This is a messenger RNA of Megalobrama amblycephala (Wuchang bream), 1402 nucleotides long. RefSeq names its product zinc finger protein 135-like. The annotation marks the transcript as partial. The transcript has a single exon. Gene Ontology annotation, biological process: regulation of DNA-templated transcription. The record is from RefSeq and is a predicted model, not a curated record. Lineage: Eukaryota; Metazoa; Chordata; Actinopteri; Cypriniformes; Xenocyprididae. Gene Ontology annotation, molecular function: RNA polymerase II cis-regulatory region sequence-specific DNA binding; DNA-binding transcription factor activity, RNA polymerase II-specific.
AACGAACACCUGAAAGUUCAUUCAGAUGAGAAGCCUUAUGUGUGUUCUCUCUGUGGAAAGAGUUUUUCAUGGCUGAACAGUUAUAAACAGCACCAGAAAACACAUAAUGAAGUGAGAGAUUAUGUGUGUUUGGAGUGUGGAAAGAGCUUUACUAGAGAUGACCAUCUGAAACAGCACCAAAGAAUUCAUUCUGGAGAAAGACCUUACAAGUGCUCAUCUUGUGACAAGAGUUUUAUUCAGUUUGGAAACCUGAAAUCACAUGAGCGAAUUCAUACUGGAGAGAAGCCGUACCACUGUACUCAGUGUGGAAUUGGUUUUGCACGCAAGGACAGUCUUCAGAAACACACAAGAAUUCACACUGGAGAAAAGCCAUUCGCUUGCAAUGAGUGUGGAAAGAGUUUCACACAAAAAAGAAACCUUAACAUACACAUAAGAAUUCACACUGGAGAAAAACCGUUUACAUGCACUCAGUGUGGAAAGAGUUUUACUUGUACAUCCGGUCUCAGUAAACAUCUACUCUGUCACUCUGGAGAAAAAAUAUUUCACUGUGAUCAGUGUGGUAAAGAUUUUAUUUCAUCAUCAAGUCUAAAACAACACCUGAAAGUUCAUUUAGAUGAGAAGCCUUAUGUGUGUUCUCUCUGUGGAAAGAGUUUUUCAUGGCAGACCAAUUUUAAACAGCACCAGAAAACACAUAAUGAAGUGAGAGAUCAUGUGUGUUCAGAGUGUGAGAAGAGUUUUACUACAACUGCCCAACUGAUACGACACCAAAGAAUUCAUACUGGAGAAAGACCUUACAAGUGCUCAUAUUGUGACAAGAGUUUCACUGUGUCUGGAAACCUGAAAGUGCACGAGCGAGUUCAUACUGGAGAAAAACCUUUAAUUUGUAAUCAGUGUGGAAUUGGUUUUGCAUGUAAGGACAGUCUUAUUAAACACACAAGAAUUCACACUGGAGAAAAGCCAUUUGCUUGCCAUCACUGUGGGAAAAGGUUCAUACAAAAACCACAUCUUAUCAAGCACAUGUGUUCACACUAGACAAAAGCUUUACACUUGCCCUCAAUGUGGAUGGAGCCUCACACAUGAAUAGGACAAACCUAUACACCUACGUGUUUGUACUGGAGAGAAAUCAUACACCUGUCCUCAGUGUGGAAAGUGUUUCACAUAUAAAUUAAGUCUCAAUUUGGAGUCUUUGUGUUUUGUCAUUGUCUUCCUUAAUCACUCAUUUGUUGUCAUGGACACUUAUGGUUUUCAGCUGUGCACCAUCAUCAUCAUCAUCAUCAUCAUCACCACCUGUAUUUAUGUUCAGUUCUGUUUCAAUGUAGUGUCCGGUGUCAUCAAUAAAUGGAUGUGUUGUGUGUUGAUUUGCAUUACCUGUUGGAUUUAUUAAAUACUACCUAUUUGCCUU